This is a messenger RNA of Salvelinus fontinalis (brook trout), 4057 nucleotides long. RefSeq names its product myosin light chain kinase 2 (gene mylk2). Gene Ontology annotation, cellular component: nucleus; cytoplasm. Lineage: Eukaryota; Metazoa; Chordata; Actinopteri; Salmoniformes; Salmonidae. The coding region runs from base 165 to 2429 and encodes 754 amino acids. The record is from RefSeq and is a predicted model, not a curated record. The transcript is spliced from 17 exons. Gene Ontology annotation, biological process: positive regulation of apoptotic process; protein phosphorylation; intracellular signal transduction. Gene Ontology annotation, molecular function: protein serine/threonine kinase activity; ATP binding.
UUCUGCUCUCUGGACAGGACCAACCCCUACUGUCUGACUCUCACCAACACUGGUCUUUCUUGAUCUGAGAUUCUUCCUACUCUGCCUUCUACCGCUUUCAUUGAUCUAAGAGUCUAGAGGCUUGUGUUUUGCGGAGGCCUAUCUAUUGAGGACCACUAUUCAUCAUGGGUUCUGUGCGGUGUACAGCUGUCCCACUCCCCACAAACCUACUUGUCCUAGAGGCCAAAGUAGAUAACUUGACUCACAAGUUGGAUGAGCUCCUCUCCAGACAAAUAGGUUCCUGCUCCGUCUGCUCCACCUGCAGUCUGCACAGCGGCCAGCCAGAGGCAACAGAAAGGCAGCUUGUGGCCCAGUCCAGGCUGCUAGAGAACUUUGAGAGGAAGAUCGGUGAGAUGCAGAGGACCUUAGAUGCCCUGGCCAAAGGUCUGGAGCAAAGGAACCCCCACACCUGCCAGGAAGCUUCCCCAGCCCCACCCAUUGAGCCAUCACCUAGGACAGUAUAUCUGCCAGCCAGGACCUCACUAGUCACUUCUAAGGAUGAGAUCCCGGAUCAGUUGGAGACAAACAGACAGCAGGAUAAGACACAACACACUCCUACCACCCCAGCAAAGAAAGAGACAGAUGCAAAGAAAACGUUGACACGGCUGGCAGUAGCAGUUUUCCCAUCAAUGGCGCACACUCAAAAGAUUUUGACUCAGACAAGGACCACAGUGACGAAGAACCAAGCGGUGACAUCCAUCGAGGCGUCACUUAGGACAGCAUCUCUGCCAGUCAGUGAUUCAUUAAGCACUGAAAAGGCUGAGACCCAGAAUCAGUUUGAGACGAACAGACACCAGGAAACAAAGCAACAGACUCCUAUCGCUCCUGCAAAGAAAGAGCAAAGAGAAUGUGUUGGAGAGCAGUGGAUUGGAGGGAACCAGCAGGGGUUCAGAGGUCAACCAAUGGCAGCAGAUUCCCACAGACAGAGUGAAACUGAAAGGGGUGAGAUGAGAGAGGUUCCAGCUGUAGCGGUUGUCCCAUUAAUGGCGGACACUCCAAAGACUGAGACGAGGACCACAGUGACGGAGAAUCAAGCAGCUGCUCCAUCAAGUCCCGCCCCCGCACCAAAAAAGCCGUCUGGGUUGGCUGUCCUUAUGCCAACCGUGGAGAGCUCCUCCCUUAGACAAGUGCACAGCUGUCCAGAGUCCUUGCAGAGGCUCCAGAGCUCAAGGCCCAAGCCCCAGUAUGUCUGCCCUGCCCCUGGACCGGCUGUUGGGAAGACCUGCAGUGUGUUGGGAGGGGCUAGUCCAGUUGCAGCCAGUGGAAUACAGAUCAUAGUAGUCCCUACUACAGCAGAAAGGACCCGGCCCAAGUCCCAUACCAAAACUUGCCAUAAGGUCAUAGAUGACGUUCCCCCCCAGCCAGCUCCUUUCCUUCACCGCUGUGUGUCGUUGCGAUCCAACCCCCCAUCUGACACCUUCGUCAUCCACACCAGAGAGGUGCUGGGGAGCGGACGCUUUGGCAAGGUGCACAAAUGCACUGAAAAAUCCUCUGGACUAAAGCUCGCAGCUAAGAUAAUCAACACACGAACUGCUAAAGAAAAGGAAAGGGCAAAUAACGAGGUGCAGGCAAUGAACCAGCUGAGUCAUCCCAACAUCCUCCAGCUCUACGAUGCCUUUGAGGCCAAGCACCAGCUGGUGUUAAUUCUGGAAUAUGUUGAAGGCGGGGAGCUGUUUGACAGGAUUGUGGAUGAGAGCGCACCGCUGACCGAGGUGGACGCCAUGGUGUUUGUCAAGCAGAUCUGUGAAGGGGUCAGCUACAUGCAUCAGAUGUACGUCCUCCACCUCGACCUGAAACCGGAGAAUAUCCUUUGUGUGAAUCGAACUGGCCAUCAGGUGAAGAUUAUCGACUUUGGGCUGGCAAGAAGAUACAGGCCUCGGGAGAAGCUCAGAGUCAAUUUUGGAACCCCUGAAUUUCUGGCCCCAGAGGUGGUCAACUUUGAUUUUGUGUCCUUUCCCACAGACAUGUGGACCUUAGGGGUCGUCACUUAUAUGCUUCUAAGUGGCCUUUCACCCUUCCUGGGUGAUGAUGAGAGCCAGACCCUCAACAACGUCCUCUCUGCCAACUGUUCUUUUGAGGACGAGGCCUUUGAGCACAUCUCAGCUGAGGCUAAGGACUUUAUCUCCCACCUUCUGGUCAAGGAGAGGGGAGGGCGAAUGAGUGCUUUACAGUGUCUAAGACAUCCGUGGCUCAACAACAUUGCAGAGAAGGCCAAGGGCAGCAAUAUAGUACUGAAGUCCCAGGUCCUGCUGAAGAAAUACCUGGCCAAGAAACUAUGGAAGAAAAACUACAUUGCGAUAGCGGCAGCCAACAGAUUCAAGAAGAUCAGCAGCGGUGGGGAACUGACCUCUCUGGAUACGGAGACGGAUACAGUACCUAUAGCAACGUAACAAUGUCACCCAUUAGUACAGUACCUACACUGCCGCCUUACAAUGUCACCCCCUGUGAAAUCUGUACUGACCUACGCUGGACAAACUGCAUACUUGUAAAGACCUCCCACAUAAUCAGUCAGAGAAGGUACUCGUGUCAUGGUCUGUCUGUGUAAACAAAACAGGACACAGUGUGUGAAUAAAUAGUGGCUACACAACAUAAUUUCACUCAUAAAAUGAGCAGCAAUUUUGUACUUUGAUAUUUUUAUUUUCUUGUGUGGAAAUUUAUGGAAGCGGAUUCAUGCCAACAGAUAUGACACUACAUCUAUAAAGGAAAUACACUGCUCAAAAAAAAUAAAGGGAAGGUGCAAGGAGGUGCACUGCCAGAGCCCUGCAAAAUGACCUCCAGCAGGCCAUAAAUGUGCAUGUGUCAGCAUAUGGUCUCACAAGGGGUCUGAGGAUCUCAUCUCGGUACCUAAUGGCAGUCAGGCUACCUCUGGCGAGCACAUGGAGGGCUGUGCGGCCCCACAAAGAAAUGCCACCCCACACCAUGACUGACCCACCGCCAAACCGGUCAUGCUGGAGGAUGUUGCAGACAGCAGAACGUUCGCCACGGCGUCUCCAGACUCUGUCACGUCUGUCACAUGUGCUCAUGUGCUCAGUGUGAACAUGCUUUCAUCUGUGAAGAGCACAGGGCGCCAGUGGCAAAUUUGCCAAUCUUGGUGUUCUCUGGCAAAUGCCAAACGUCCUGCACGGUGUUGGGCUGUAAGCACAACACCCACCUGUGGAUGUCGGGCCCUCAUACCACCCUCAUGGAGUCUGUUUCUGACCGUUUGAGCAGACACAUGCACAUUUGUGGCCUGCUGGAGGUCAUUUUGCAGGGCUCUGGCAGUGCACCUCCUUGCACAAAGGCGGAGGUAGCGGUCCUGCUGCUGGGUUGUUGCCCUCCUACGGCCUCCUCCACGUCUCCUGAUGUACUGGCCUGUCUCCUGGUAGCGCUUCCAUGCUCUGGACACUACGCUGACAGACACAGCAAACCUUUUUGCCACAGCUCGCAUUGAUGUGUCAUCCUGGAUGAACUGCACUACCUGAGCCACUUGUGUGGGUUGUAGACUCCGCCUCAUGCUACCACUAGAGUGAAAGCACCGCCAGCAUUCAAAAGUGACCAAAACAUCAGCCAGGAAGCAUAGGAACUGAGAAGUGGUCUGUGGUCACCACCUGCAGAACCAUUCCUUUAUUGGGGGUGUCUUGCUAAUUGCCUAAUUUCCACCUUUUGUCUAUUCCAUUUGCACAACAACAUGUGAAAUUUAUUGUCAAUCAAUGUUGCUUCCUAAGUGGACAGUUUGAUUUCACAGAAGUGUGAUUGACUUGGAGUUACAUUGUGUUGUUUAAGUGUUCCCUUUAUUUUUUUGAGCAGUGUAGUUCAAGUGAUUUUUUUAUACGUAACCUUUAUUUAACUAGGCAAGUCAGUUAAGAACAAAUUCUUAUUUACAAUGACGGCCUACGACAGCCAAACUCGGACGAUGCUGGGCCAAUUGUGUCCCUAUGGGACUCCCAUUCACAGUCGGAUGUGAUACAGCCUGGAUCCGAACCAGUGACGCCUCAAACACUGAGAUGCAGUGCCUUAGACAGCUGCGCCACUCAAGAGC